CUGGAGCAGGCGGAGGACGGAGGCUCUCCACGGAGCCAGCAACCGCGGAUGGAGUGUGACAGGGUUCGGGGCAUGGGCCCUGUUCCAACAUGCAAGAGGUCGCAUUGCCCCUGCUGGUGCUCCUGGCAGGUCUGCCCACCUUGAGUGCCAAUGAUCCUGAAGACAAAAACAGUCCUUUCUACUACGACUGGCACAGCCUCCGGGUCGGCGGGCUCAUCUGCGCAGGGGUCCUGUGCGCCGUGGGCAUUAUCGUCCUCCUGAGUGGGAAAUGCAAAUGCAGGUUCAACCAGAAGCACAGCCACCGUCCAGGGGAAGCCCCGCCACUCAUCACUCCAGGCUCUGCUCAUAACUGCUGAGAACUGGACAAAGGGCAGAGUGCACAGCUCCUCCCUCUCCCCCAGCCCCGAGCCCGCCAGGAGCCCGGGCCCCGCACAGCCUCUGCUGGAGCCUCCGACCGCCCUGCUGGGCCCUCACACACCUGUGGUCUCUGGGAGUCUCUUUGUUUGACUUUGACCCUAAAAUGGCCUGGCCUCCUUCCUGAAGAGUCUCCAGACUUCCUCUGUGUGUGCCGGGCAGGCACUGGGGGGGAGGGGGCUCUGCUCUGGGGCUGCCACAGAAGCUGGCGGCUGGAUCUCCGUUGGGGCUCCCCGCCCCCCACCCCCCAAGCCUCUUCUCUCGUUGCAUGGUAUGUAUCGUGAGAUCUUCCCUCUGCCUCCAUGGC
Sorex araneus (European shrew) is the source of this 721-nucleotide messenger RNA. It is a transcript of the gene FXYD3, whose product is annotated as FXYD domain containing ion transport regulator 3. The record is from RefSeq and is a predicted model, not a curated record. Bases 90 to 356 code for a protein of 88 amino acids. Gene Ontology annotation, biological process: regulation of sodium ion transmembrane transporter activity. Lineage: Eukaryota; Metazoa; Chordata; Mammalia; Eulipotyphla; Soricidae. Gene Ontology annotation, molecular function: sodium channel regulator activity. The transcript has 8 exons. Gene Ontology annotation, cellular component: membrane.